This is a messenger RNA of Papilio xuthus (Asian swallowtail), 361 nucleotides long. RefSeq names its product cap-specific mRNA (nucleoside-2'-O-)-methyltransferase 1-like. The annotation marks the transcript as partial. Gene Ontology annotation, biological process: methylation; 7-methylguanosine mRNA capping. NCBI's taxonomy places the organism in Eukaryota, Metazoa, Arthropoda, Insecta, Lepidoptera, Papilionidae. Gene Ontology annotation, molecular function: methyltransferase cap1 activity. The transcript has 3 exons. The record is from RefSeq and is a predicted model, not a curated record. Gene Ontology annotation, cellular component: nucleus; cytoplasm.
UGAGUCAAACAGAUGAUCAAGGCGUACAUUUUCUUAUGGCUGAUGGUGGAUUUUCUGUAGAAGGGCAAGAAAAUAUACAAGAGAUCCUCUCUAAGCAGCUCUAUUUGUGCCAAUGUAUCGCUGCCUUGAUGCUCGUGCGGACAGGCGGCAAUUUUGUGGUGAAACUGUUCGAUGUCUUCACGCAAUUUAGCGUUAGCCUCAUUUAUAUUAUGUACCGAUGCUUCGAAAAAGUGUCUAUUCAUAAGCCGGUUACUUCAAGACCUGCUAAUUCAGAAAGAUACUUAGUAUGUAAAUGGAAGAAGUCAGGCACGGAGUCAGUGGAACAGCAUCUGUUCUCAGUCAACUCCAUGCUGUGGAGAGA